AUGGUAGUAUCAAGAUGGGUACGGAUAGCACGAGUUGCUCGCUCAUAUCCUCGUUGGGUAUGGAAUAAUUGGCCCUUACAUUUCGUUGGUGUUGUAUUUUGCUUUGUGCCGAUGACUGUUAUAGUUAUGUAUGAUAUCUGGAAGUACGGCGCAGGAUAUGAUUCCAUGCCUUAUUAUCGGAAGUAUUACCAUGUCGUACGCCCUGAUGAUCCGAUUGCCGUAAAAUGGAGACCUCCUGAAGAUUACCCAGCACCAUUUGAAACAAAUCGCGCAAAUCGCUGGCCAAUUUCCUACUGGAAAGACUAUGGAUUUGGCUUGAGAAAAUGGAAGGAUUAA
Messenger RNA from Acanthocheilonema viteae, 336 nucleotides. NCBI's taxonomy places the organism in Eukaryota, Metazoa, Nematoda, Chromadorea, Rhabditida, Onchocercidae. The record is from the annotation of a GenBank genome assembly.